UUACCCCUCUGUUUAAUCCCCCUAGGCUCCAGAACAUUCCUGAUGGGCAGCCCUGAACUGCUGUCCGACCUUAGCUCUAAAAGCCUAAAGGUCACUUCCAAAGCUAAGCACUGUGUCUCCUGGGGAAGGUGUGCGGUCACCUGCGGUGUUUUCACGCUGAUGAGGCCGCCGCGCAGAGGCUGGCACGCGCCCUGGAAAGCCCUCCUUCUCCAGGCACGACGAGGGCCGGGGGGCCAGCCCCGCGACCGGAGCGUCCAGGUGCGCCCCUGGCAGGACACACCAGUCCUAAAGGGCCAGAAAGCUUGGAUAGAGAAAACCUUUUGCAAACGGGAAUGUAUCUUUGUAAUUCCCAGCACAAAAGACCCUAACAGGUGUUGCUGUGGACAGCUCAUCAACCAGCAUAUCCCCCCUCUGCCAGGCGCAACACCCAGCAAAAAUGGAGAGGAGCACAAACAGGUGGAGACUCAGCCCGAGAAGUGGGCUGUCAGCAAGCACACCCAGAGCUACCCAACAGAUUCCUAUGGAAUUCUGGAAUUCCAGGGUGGCGGAUACUCCAACAAAGCCAUGUACAUCCGGGUAUCCUACGACACCAAACCGGAUGCUCUGCUUCAUCUCAUGGUGAAAGACUGGCAGCUGGAACUCCCCAAGCUCUUAAUAUCCGUGCAUGGAGGCCUGCAGAACUUUGAGAUGCAGCCCAAGCUGAAGCUGGUCUUCGGGAAAGGCCUGAUCAAGGCAGCCAUGACCACGGGGGCCUGGAUCUUCACGGGGGGCGUCAGCACCGGUGUCAUCAGCCACGUGGGGGAUGCCUUGAAAGACCACUCCUCCAAAUCCAGAGGCCGGGUUUGUGCCAUAGGAAUCGCUCCCUGGGGCAUGGUGGAGAAUAAGGAAGACCUGGUUGGAAAGGAUGUAACGAGAGUGUAUCAGACCAUGUCCAACCCUCUAAGUAAGCUCUCUGUGCUCAACAACUCCCAUACCCACUUUAUCCUGGCCGACAACGGCACCCUGGGCAAAUAUGGCGCCGAGGUGAAGCUGCGAAGGCAGCUGGAGAAGCACAUCUCUCUGCAGAAGAUCAACACAAGACUGGGCCAGGGCGUGCCUGUCGUGGCCCUCGUGGUGGAAGGCGGCCCUAAUGUGGUCUCCGUGGUCUUGGAAUACCUGCGCGAAGACCCUCCAGUCCCCGUGGUGGUCUGUGACGGCAGCGGACGAGCCUCGGACAUUCUGUCCUUUGCACACAAGUACAGUGAAGAAGGAGGGGUCAUAAAUGAGUCGCUCAGGGACCAGCUUCUAGUCACCAUUCAGAAAACGUUUAAUUACAGCAAGACCCAGUCGCAUCAGCUGUUUGCAAUUAUCAUGGAGUGCAUGAAGAAGAAGGAACUCGUCACCGUGUUUAGAAUGGGUUCGGAGGGCCAGCAAGACGUGGAGAUGGCGAUUUUAACAGCCCUGCUGAAAGGAACGAACGCUUCGGCUCCAGAUCAGCUGAGCCUGGCCCUGGCCUGGAACCGUGUGGACAUCGCCCGGAGCCAGAUCUUUGUCUUUGGGCCCCACUGGCCGCCCCUGGGUAGCCUGGCACCCCCAACAGACAGCAAAGCCACAGAGAAGGAGAAGAAGCCACCCACGGCCACCACCAAGGGGAGAGGAAAAGGAAAAGGCAAGAAGAAGGGGAAAGGGAAAGAGGAAGCAGAGGAAGAAACGGACCCCCGGAAGCUGGAGCUGCUGAACUGGGUGAAUGCAUUGGAGCAAGCCAUGCUGGACGCCUUAGUCUUAGAUCGCGUGGAGUUUGUGAAGCUCCUGAUUGAAAACGGAGUGAACAUGCAGCACUUCCUCACCAUCCCCAGGCUGGAGGAGCUUUACAACACGAGACUGGGCCCACCCAACACACUUCACCUGCUGGUGCGGGACGUGAAAAAGAGCAAUCUCCCGCCUGAUUACCACAUCAGCCUCAUAGACAUAGGGCUCGUGCUGGAGUACCUCAUGGGCGGGGCCUACCGCUGCAACUACACCCGGAAAAGCUUUCGGACCCUUUACAACAACUUGUUUGGACCAAAGAGGCCUAAAGCUCUUAAACUCCUGGGAAUGGAAGAUGACGAGCCUCCCGCCAAAGGGAAGAAAAAGAAGAAGAAGAAGAAGGAGGAGGAGAUCGACAUCGACGUGGACGACCCCGCCGUGAGCCGCUUCCAGUACCCCUUCCACGAGCUCAUGGUGUGGGCGGUGCUGAUGAAACGCCAAAGGAUGGCCGUCUUCCUCUGGCAGCGAGGCGAGGAGAGCAUGGCCAAGGCGCUGGUGGCCUGCAAGCUCUACAAGGCCAUGGCCCACGAGUCCUCGGAAAGCGAGCUGGUCGACGACAUCUCCCAGGACCUGGACAACAACUCCAAAGACUUCGGCCAGCUUGCUGUGGAGCUGUUGGACCAGUCGUACAAGCACGAUGAGCAGAUUGCCAUGAAACUUUUGACCUACGAGCUGAAAAACUGGAGCAACUCGACCUGCCUCAAACUGGCUGUUGCAGCCAAACACCGGGACUUCAUUGCACACACCUGCAGCCAGAUGCUGCUGACUGACAUGUGGAUGGGGAGGCUUCGAAUGAGGAAAAACCCUGGCCUGAAGGUUAUCAUGGGAAUUCUUCUCCCCCCCACCAUCCUGUUUUUGGAAUUCCGCACGUAUGAUGAUUUCUCCUACCAGACAUCCAAGGAAAAUGAAGACGGCAAAGAGAAAGAGGAGGAGAAUAUGGAUGCAAAUGCAGAUGCUGGCUCCAGAAAGGGGGAUGAGGAGAAUGAGCACAAAAAGCAAAAAAGUAUUCCCAUUGGAACCAAGAUCUGCGAAUUCUACAAUGCUCCCAUCGUCAAGUUCUGGUUCUAUACAAUUUCCUACCUGGGCUACCUCCUGCUGUUUAACUAUGUCAUCCUGGUGCGCAUGGAUGGCUGGCCCUCCCUCCAGGAGUGGAUCGUCAUCUCCUACAUCGUGAGCCUGGCGUUAGAGAAAAUCCGAGAGAUUCUCAUGUCAGAACCAGGCAAACUCAGACAAAAAAUAAAAGUCUGGCUUCAGGAGUACUGGAACAUCACCGAUCUCGUGGCCAUUUCCAUGUUCAUGAUCGGAGCAAUCCUUCGCCUGCAGAACCAGCCGUACAUGGGCUACGGCCGGGUGAUCUACUGUGUGGAUAUCAUCCUCUGGUACAUCCGGGUCCUGGACAUUUUUGGAGUCAACAAGUACCUGGGGCCCUACGUGAUGAUGAUUGGAAAGAUGAUGAUCGACAUGCUAUAUUUUGUGGUCAUCAUGCUGGUGGUGCUGAUGAGUUUCGGAGUGGCCCGUCAAGCCAUUUUGCACCCAGAGGAGAAGCCUUCUUGGAAGCUGGCCCGAAAUAUCUUCUACAUGCCCUACUGGAUGAUCUAUGGAGAGGUGUUUGCAGACCAGAUAGACCUCUACGCCAUGGAAAUUAAUCCUCCUUGUGGUGAAAACCUCUAUGACGAGGACGGCAAGAGGCUCCCCCCCUGCAUCCCGGGCGCAUGGCUCACGCCAGCCCUCAUGGCCUGCUACCUCCUGGUAGCCAACAUCCUGCUGGUCAACCUGCUGAUCGCUGUUUUCAACAACACCUUCUUCGAAGUCAAGUCCAUAUCCAACCAGGUGUGGAAGUUCCAGCGCUACCAGCUGAUCAUGACGUUCCACGACAGGCCGGUGCUGCCCCCGCCCAUGAUCGUCCUGAGCCACCUCUACAUCAUCGUCGUGCGGCUCAGCGGCCGCUGCCGCAAGAAGCGCGAGGGGGACCAGGAGGAACGCGACCGAGGCCUGAAGCUCUUCCUCAGCGACGACGAGCUGAAGCGGCUGCACGAGUUCGAGGAGCAGUGCGUGCAGGAGCACUUCCGGGAGAAGGAGGACGAGCAGCAGUCGUCCAGCGACGAGCGCAUCCGGGUCACGUGCGAGAGAGUUGAAAAUAUGUCAAUGAGGUUGGAAGAAAUCAAUGAAAGAGAGAAUUUUAUGAAAACGUCCCUACAGACGGUUGACCUUCGGCUCUCUCAGCUGGAAGAGUUAUCCAGCAGAAUGGUCAAUGCUCUGGAAAAUCUUGCCGGGAUCGACAAGGCUGAGCUGACCCAGACGCGGUCGCGGGCUUCCUCUGAGUGCGAUGUGACUUACCUGCUCCGGCAGAGCAGCGUCAACAGCGCCGACGGCUACAGCAUGUGUCGGUAUCAUUUCAAUGGAGAGGAGCUACUGCUUGAGGACCCGUCUCUCUCCAUGUCUCCAGGGCCAGGAUUCAGGAAAAGAGCCUGUUCCUUCCGUGUGAAGGAAGAGAAGGAUGUGAAGACGCACCUCGUCCCGGAACGGCAGGGCAGCCUUCACCUGCCGUCAGGCACGCCUGCGGCACCAGAUGGCAGUCGGCUGGUUGUAGCCGACGGUAAGAACACUUCAGAGCCCAAAUUAGGUCCAGAUAUCGGGAUUUCAACAGAAGAUGAAAGGCAGGCGGACCCUAAAAGAGAAGAAACUGCUUCCCCAAGUUUAAAUCAAACAGAUGUCGGGCAUGGGCAGAACAAAUCAGAUUUUCAAAACACUCAGCUGACAGUGGAAACGACAAAAAUAGAAGGCAGCAUUUCCUAUCCCUUGGAAGAAACCACAGUCACACGCUAUAACCCAGAUGAAACGUUCAAUGCCUGCAAAACAGUGAAGUCCAGAAGCUUCAUCUAUUCCCAUGGACGACAGCUGGUCAGCGGCGUUAACCAGUGGAGUGCAGAGUACAGCUCCAUCAUGGACCAAGCGUGCCCCUCCGCAGCGCAACAGUGGACGACAGAAUGGAAGUACCAGGUGCAAAAGAUCACGCGUUCGCGCAGCACGGACAUCCCUGCCAUCGUGUCGGAAGCUGCAGUGCAAGCCGAGCAGAGAGAGCAGUCUACAGACACCGAAGACGAGAACAGUGCGCCUCAGACAGUCCCUCGAAUCGCCCGUCUAUCCCUCGCAGUCACCGACAGGACUGGGAAGGGAAACCUGCUGUCUGUGAAACCAGAGCAAACUCUGGGAUUCCCGUCGCUCAGGUCCAAAAGUUUACAUGGCCACCCAAGGGGCGUGAGGUCCCUCCAGCACAGAUUAGACAGGCCAGGCCACGCCAGCAGUGUGACCAACUUGGUCGUUGUAUCUGGAGUUACGACGGAAGAACCAAAGGUGAAGCAAGAGAAAACUUCCCCAGAAACUGAAUGCUAACCCGUUGUGUGUGUGUGUGUGUUUUUUUAAAUCAGAGCCACUAAAAGGUCCCCCCUUGGUCAUCCAAAUAUCACUGAAAACAUUUUCAUUUUUUCCCAAAGAUUUAUUUAUUUGAAAGGCAGAGUUAUAUAUAGAGAGAGAGAUCUCCCAUCCACUGGUUCACUCCCUAAAUGGCCUCAAUAGCCAGGGCUGGACCAGGCUGAAGCCAGGAGCCAGGAGCUCCAUCCAGAUCUCCCACGUGGGGCAGGGGCCCAAGCACUUGGGCCAUCCCCUCCACUGCUUUCUCAGGCACCUUAGCAGCGAGCUAGAUCAGAAGUGGAGCAGCUGGGACUCAAACGGGCGCCCAUAUGGGAUGCUGGCUUUGCAGGCCAAUGUCUUAGCCCGUUGCACCAUAUUGCUGGCUCCACAUUUUCAUUUUUAAAACCUAGAAAUUUUGACUGAAGUUAAAAUGUAAUGGGCUGAAUUAAAGUCGUAUUUUGUUAGCAUAUGUUAGUAGUUUUUUGUUUGUUUGUUUGUUUUAGUUAGGUUAGGAUCAAACGAAAGUGACAAUACUCCAGUGCACACAGACUGAUUCAUCAGUGUACAAGAUUGUAUUACCAAAUAGCCUAAGAAGUGCCUGCGGGCACAUGAGCCUCCAGCAGGUCACUUAAAGAGCAAGCAACCAUGUAAGACAGAGAAUUAAAGAGAAGGCAAAACACAAGAAAAGGAGGGGCGUGGGGAGAUGGGGAGCUGGAAAACAGAAUUAUAAGGUGCAAGAAGGGAGAUGUGGGGAGCAGCCACAAACAGCAGAUGUUUCUUUAUGGGGCUUUUUUGUUUGUUUUAUGUCUCAGUGUUUUUAAGUUACACAACAGGGUGGGGGAGGGGAUGCCCAAUGAUAUCCAACAGCACACUCUUAGAACUUAGGGUGGCCAAGAGUUUUGUUAAUGUGUAAAAAUAAAGUGUGCAAGAUA
Molecule: messenger RNA, 6128 nt
Organism: Oryctolagus cuniculus (rabbit)
Lineage: Eukaryota; Metazoa; Chordata; Mammalia; Lagomorpha; Leporidae
Source: RefSeq, a predicted model, not a curated record